UACUUCGAAGUAUAUUGAUAUACAAACCUUCUAUUACUGUAUACAAGGUAGUUAUCAUACUAUUAUGACCGUCAGCCUUAGCAUACUUCUUGAGCCACUCAAUGAAUGUGGGACAAGCAGCCAAGGCCUGCAGCAAUGUAUUCAAAAAACAGGUUCUUCCUAAAUUCUGUAAGCCCGCGAUCUGCCCCCGGCGCUUCCGCACCCGGGGCGCUCCUCCGGGACCCCAUAACACAAAGGCUCCGACCACAACAGCCGCAGUUAACCCAGCAGCCACUAAGAUCCUGUCCCCACUUUCCAUUCUUUGUAAGGGAAGUUAAAACAACGGGACGUUAACCGUUUUAAAGCUUAAAAAAGUUCACUACUGUAUUUACAUUUCUCUGUUAUUGUGUAAUAUUAGAAAAAAUAAUCCAAUUUUAGAAAUAUUUGGAUUUUUUUCCACAAAAAAUGACAUUUUUAAUUGACAGUUGAUAAAGUGACAUUAAUGACAAUGAAAAUGACAAAUUUGACAGCAAAAUGUAGUGCGCGCACUGCUGCCGUAAGGUAUAUACAUGGGUGGCUAUAAUACAUGGGUGCCCAUUCUGACAUGAUUCUCUAAACUUAAAACUUAAUUUAACAUUAGUCUCUCCUUUUUAUUAUGUAUAGGGAAUGUCAAGGAUACACUGUUGUCAAAUUUAAAAUUUAGGUUUAGAUAUUCAUGCCAGAGUCGACACCAAAAAUGGGCUUACACGAAUGGCUGCAUGGAUAACGGAAAGUUCAACAGCAAGAAACGCGGUGUGUGCGCUAGGCCUACUCUAGUUAAAACGUUUAAAUAGCUUUUGACACUGACAGAUUAUGACAGUUAUUCCUUUUGGGCCAAAAGCCAAACCACAAAAUCUUAAAAGUUGCUCGGGAAAACAAACAACAUUUUCUUUGUAUAACGUAACAUUGUUACCAUUGUACAAUAAUAACAUACCUAUAUUGUAGAUUAAUAUAGUAAUAUUCCGAUUAAUCUAAACCGAAAAAUGAUAAAAUUAUAGUAAAGUUAUUAUUAUGAACCUACAUAACCAAUUUACAGUUGUUAUGGCAUAAGUCUGAAGAAGUAGCAAUAUAGUGUUAUUUCCCGCAAUGAUUCCUGCAAAUACUAUAUGUGUAUCCCAGGAGGGACCUGCAAAUGCUUUGGCACUAAAUAAAGACUGCACACAAGUUGUAAUAGCUGGAAGAAAUGUUUUCAAGGUGUUUUCCUUAGGUGAAACUGAAUUCUCUGAAGUAUGUAAUCUAAGGGUUGGAAAGAACUUGAAUUUAAAUUUUUCUUCAAUUGACGUUGCAUGGAGCACUAUAGAAGAAAAUACUUUGGCCACUGCUGCAACCAAUGGUGCAGUAGUAGUGUGGAACCUUGGACGCUCUGGACGUUCCAAGCAGGAACAUGUCUUUUCUGACCACAAGAGGACAGUAAACAAGGUGAGCUUCCACCUGACAGACCCAUCCCUGCUCAUCUCGGGCUCGCAGGAUGGCAUGAUGAAGUGUUUUGACCUCCGCAUGAAGGAGGUAGCCCGGACGUUCAUCAGCAACACAGAAUCAAUCCGGGACGUGCAGUUCAGUCCGCACCAGGCGCACGUAUUCGCUGCCGUGUCGGAGAACGGCAGCGCGCAGCUGUGGGACGUGCGCCGGCACGAACGUUGCCUGCAGCAGUUCACAGCGCACUCUGGGCCAGUGUUCGCCUGCGACUGGCACCCCGAGAUGCCUUGGCUGGCAACCGCUUCAAGAGACAAGACUAUUAAGGUAUGGGACAUCCACGCGAAGCCUAACCUGGAGCACACCAUCUACACAAUCGCAUCCGUGGGACACGUCAAGUGGCGCCCUCAGAAGACACACCAGGUGGCGUCGUGCGCGCUGGUGCUGGACAACGCGGUGCACGUGUGGGACGUGCGCCGCCCGCACGUGCCCCUCGCUACCUUCGCGGAGCACCGGGACGUCACCACCGCCAUAGCCUGGCUGGGCACGCCGCACAGCUUCCUGUCCACCAGCAGGGACUGCAGCCUGUACCGGCACCGGUUCCGGUCGGCGGCGCACCCGGUGCUGUGGGCCAACCCCCACGCGCUCAGCAUCUCCCCGCGCGGGGACGUGGCCCACGCCGCCCCCGAGCGACCGCUGCCCGCCCUGCCCACCGCGCCGCCCCGCCCCGACCCCGCCCUGCCAGCGUCGACCGCCCCGCCCGCCCUGGGACGGAAACAACCAACAGCCGGGUCUCUAAGCGCCUCUUCGCAAGCGGCACUGGAACGUGCCUUCCCCGGGGGAGCUUCAUCCGUACUCACACGGUACAAGAUGAAGCUGGAGCCUAUAGAGCACAGCGACGGUGAGAGGGAGACAGAAUACAUGGGGCAGGGGGAGAGAGUGAGAGAAACUUACGUGGAUAAGCGGGCCAUAGCUUUAGUGGGGUGCGCGAAAGAGUACAGGAUAAAGGGCGCGCCGCCUCACGAAUUGGCGGAACACAACGCUAAAGUAGCCACCUCAUACAAUAGACAUAUGGUGGCGCACGUGUGGGCGGUCCUGAAGCUGUGGAGCGCGGCGCGACAACGGCCGCCCGCCCCGCGCCGGCCCCCGCCCGCCCAGCAGGCGCCCCGCCCGGCCCCGCCCCCGCCCUACAGCAGCAACAGUUGCGUGGAAGAGGAGCCUCUGGAAGAGGAGGAGGAAUGGGCGGAGACUCAGUUCCAAUACAGCGGAGUGCUGGGCGUUCCUACCCGCACUAUAUACAUCCCCCCGCCCAAACUGCGCGCGCUACACGAGGCCGGCUGGGUAUCGGCGGCGAGCGCGCACUACGUAGACGAAGAAGCAAUGGAUUGGACACUACCGGAAGAGGCGUUCCCCCUCCGCACCGCGCCCCCGCCCCCGGGGCCCGACCCCGCGCCGGGGCCCGACUCCGGCCCCGGCCCCGGCCCCGGCCCCGGCCCCGCCCCCACGCCCGCCCCGCCGAGGACGCCGCCCGCGCCUGAACCAGGUCCGGGUCCAGGGCCCGGGGCGCCCGGGGCGGGCGGGGGCAGCUCGCCCGGGGCGUCGUCGUCGCCGGGCGGGUCUACUUCAUCCGGCGCGGAUAGAGUCUACACGCACCAAGCUUCACACAACUCGGCGGAGGAGGGUGAGGCUGGGUUGUCAGUACGGGCGGGGGGCGGGGAAUGUUCCAGAGCCGCCCCCGACAUCGCCCCGCUCAUAGCCGCCGCCCUAAAGUCGCAUGUGGAGCUCGGCGACGUGCAGACCGCGGCCACUGCUAUGUUAGCGCUGCAGGACCACAGAAACGACUUGUUACCGUACAUCGACGAGAGUCUGCAAGAGCAGUGGCUGCUGGGCUACAUCGAGAUUCUGCAGCGACACAAGCUGUGGAACCAGGCCACUGAGGUGAUCCGUAACGCGUGGCUGAGCAGCGUUUGGUCGAUAUCGCAGCAGUCCACCAGCGUGGCGCAGUGCUGCGGCAGAUGCGGGCGAAGGACCCGGCCCCACGCGCCCUGCGACCGGUGUCUGCCGCGACAGCUGCCCGAGGUGUGCGCCGUGUGCCACCAGGUUGUCCGCGGUCUAUACGCGUGGUGCCAGGGGUGCUCCCACGGGGGACAUUUGCUGCACAUGCGGGACUGGAUGCAGCAGCACCCACUGUGCCCCGCGGGCUGCGGACACCAGUGCCAGCUGGGCUGACCUCGGCCGAUCCCCAUCACCAGCUACGUAUCACCACUCCUUAGGUAGCAGCGAUUCUCUUGAGCAAAACCACGCACAAAACUUGAGCAGUACAUCAUCAUCAGCCUAUUAAUGUCCCCACUGC
Chilo suppressalis (striped riceborer) is the source of this 3784-nucleotide messenger RNA. NCBI's taxonomy places the organism in Eukaryota, Metazoa, Arthropoda, Insecta, Lepidoptera, Crambidae. The record is from the annotation of a GenBank genome assembly.